AUCUUCGGUAAUACUGGACAUGAGGAGGGUAUCUGAUUCCCAAAUACCGUACAUGAUGAUUUGAAUCCAUCCGUGACAUUAUUGUCCUUCUUAUUUCGUGCAUUCUUAAUGAUUUGGAGAUGUAGCCUGAGGCUUUCAUUUUUAUUUAUACCUCUCUCAGCCGAGAGAAACUACCUACUUAACCGCCAAGAUAUACCUGUUGAGGCUAUCAGUACCUGGGUGCUAAAACGCCAACAGCGAUAGGACUCUCUUGAAUGUUUUCACAAACUAUACGUCACAAUGGGAUUAGAUGAGCUCCCCGAUGUUGGGGGGACAUCCUUCAACCAGAAGGCAGCCGUUGUUUGGCUAGAACUACAGUCUGAAGACAAUCAACCAUCACUUGUUGAGGUUAUCUUCGAGGGGCUGCUUUCAAAUGCGUCGCAGCCCAAGCAAUCCUCAGUUAGUGCUUGCAGCAAAUUAUGCGGCUUCGUGGACCACUGCUCCAAGUCCACCUCGUCCGCGCUUAGAAGCUUUGCGUUCACUGAAGCGACCAGCAUGAAGCUGUUCAACUACUUCAUUGACUGGAACGAGCAAGAUUCUCAUAGGUCUAUGCGCCUUGUCCUUGAUUAUCUUGUUACUUCAAUCAUGUAUAAUCCUGAUGUGGAAAUAAGCAAGUCGAUUAAGAGUGCCAUUCUACGCGAUACAAUUUCAGUCAUCACUCUACAAGCCUCUAGGCCCUCGACGAAAUCUUCCAUGAUUGCCCUUGAUCAUCUCUUGCAGAAAAAGGUCGUGUACCUGGGCGAGGUUUUGCAUACUUAUCAACAUCUUUGCGGAGACACACACGAGGCAACGUGGGAUUCCUUCAUCUCUCGUGUGUUCGCCUGGAUGGAGUUCCAAAACGUGUGGACUGUAGCUGGUAAGCUUUUAGUCACCAUCUUAACACAGCCAUGGUAUCGAGAUGAUAAAUCUUCUAGACACCAUCCCAAUACCUGGCAUAAGUUUAUCUUGAAUGGUGUGAAGGUCAAUCCAGAGAUCCUCGAGCCAGUCAAGGUGUAUCUCUUCAUGCCUCUGUUUAAGGCCGAUGCGAGAUCAACUUUAAUGUAUGUUAGGGAGUUGACAUCAAUGCAGAAGAUUACAACCAAUGACAGCCAAGGAUGGGAUGUAAAUGCCAUGAUAUGGGUUGCUCUGCUCGAGGCAGGGAAAAAGACUGGCGUCGUGGGUGAACCAGAUCAUGGUUCAAAAAAGGUUGUCGGCGUAGCUAGUCAACUGCCAACACACAUCUUGGAGGGUUUGCUCUGCCAUAGAGCUCAUGAAGCACGCGCAUCUGGGUUAUCUAUCCUAGUUGCAUCGCCAACCACCACGAAGCCGUACGCUUUAGAGACUCUUCGGCUCUUGCAAAAAUAUCUUCCUUCAUUCCAUGAAGAUGUUGAUCCGAGAGUCAGAUACGAAGUUUUAGGCCAUUCAAGAAACAUGAUUCGACGCCUCCACAACUCCCUUGAUACUUUGCGCAAAGAAUCCAGUCGCGCGCCAAAGAAAUCGAAAGACAGACAACCAGCUUCCAAUGUCCCAACUCCAGUGUUAAAAACUGAACAAGUAAACCAUGGUGGCAGCCAAGUGACCAACGAACAAGCUGGGACUACAUCCACGGCCGAGAUUCUCCGUGGUCAUGAAGAAUUUAUCGAGUGGUAUGCGAGGUUCCUCAAGGGGGAGCUAGUCCCUACUGCCCCAUAUCAGCGCCAUAUAACAUCCCUGAGGGCCAUGAAUUAUUUCCUAAAGUCAAGUCUAGCCCAAAGAGACGAAAACUCUGUCAUAUGUCGGCCUGCCGGCUUUCUGAUUGAUAGUACCUGGUUUCGAUCUGUCCUUGACCUUAUCAUGGACCCAUACGAUGAUGUGAGAGAGACUGCCGCAUCGCUAAUAGUGCAUCUUCAGUCUGGAGGAUCAAUAUCUGGACCACCUAUGCGUAUUAAUGGUCUACAUGUUACUCCAAUUGAAGAACUGCAGACAUUUGCUAAGAAGGCAAAUGAGCUUGCGCUGAAGACUGCGCGUGCUGACCAUUGCGACGGCGCGGCAAGAACUCAAGAGUUGUUGUGUCGCUGGAGUUCUGACUUUGGGGAAGCACUGAAGGUGCUGGAAACUAUUUUCUCAAAUCUUGAGACAAAGCUUUGUGCAGCAGAAAGCGAUCUAGCAGCAGCAGUACUCCAAGCUCCUGUACAUGGUGAUUUCGCGUCUAUUAGGUACAUCUGGAAUUCACUUUCUGGUAUUGAGAUCGACCUGAACUCUCUCAAAGCCCUCGAAAAACUCCAAGAUCAAGUGAUUUCUUUCUGCCAACGCAUUUGGCAGGCAGUUCAAUACAUCCUGUGUGAUGAUUCACCUGAGGGCCACUUACCGGAGGAGUUACAACAAGUAGAGGGAUUGGACACGAAGGAUCUUUUAAGCUAUAGCUUCAGAGCUGUACACGAGUCAAGUAAUUUGAUGCGUACUAUAGCACAAAACGCGCGCUAUGAGAAGAAGCCCGGCUAUCUUGCUCCUUCUCAACGCAAUUUCGAAGAUAUCGGCAACCUAACGUUCGAAGAGUUAUCAAAUUUACGGCACAGAGGAGCGUUUUCGACUGUUUCUCAAACGUUUACAGCUUGUUGUCAACUAGUUCAGACCAUGUCUGACCACCAGAGCAUUGGCAGCGAUUUGUUAGAAAAGUGGUACGAGGGGGCACUGAAUUGUAUAUAUACUCAAGGCUCAACGACUCGAAGAUCGGCAGGUAUACCUGCUAUCAUCGUGGGCAUACUAGCGGCGAAGACGGAUGGCCCUUCUUUCAGGAUUAUCAUCGAGAAGCUACAGGAAAUAGGAAGGCAACCUGCUUUUGUUUCGGAGACAGACGGGUCUAACCUUUCACAAGUACAUGCCCUUAAUUGUUUGAAAGAUAUCUUUAAAACAUCUUUCUUAAGCCAGCGAGCCGAACCAUACUUGACAGAUUGCUUGCAGUUAGCCGCGUUGAGUCUCCAAUCGGAAGUAUGGGCAAUCCGAAACUGCGGUCUUCUGCUUCUACGAAGCUUAAUAGACAGCCUCUUCGGUACAAACGAGACCAAGCUAGCGAUGGAAGCUGGAUGGGAUGGUCGAACUGUUAGGAUCUCGUACCAUAAGUAUGAAGCGCUCCCUUCGCUUCUCGUCAACCUUUUGGAGCUAGGAAAGAAGUCAACCGGAGCUACAAUCGGAACACAGACAGCUGAAGCGGUAUUCCCAGCACUUGAUAUCAUUCGAAGAGCUGGGCCACCGGAAGGAUACAUUCAAAAGCUCUAUGAUGUCAUCUCUUGGUAUCUCGGAAGCCAUAUAUGGCACGUGAGGGAGAUCGCCGCGAGGACCAUAUGCUCUUUACUUCUCACACCUAGUUGGUUGCAAUCGGUGGCAGCGUUAAUUGAUAGUUCCGGCCAAAACUCCAAUAAGCUACACGGAGCGCUCUUGACUCUCAGAUUUCUUCUCGAACGGCUUGUUCAAGUCAUGCCAGACCAACUUUCUGACCCGAACGUGAACGCCGUCUAUGGUAUUUUGACCGAUUUAUCGACUUCAAGCAAUUGUCUAGAUAUAUGCACAGAAGCUCAGGCUGUGUACAUUGAUAUUCUAAACUUCAUGGCAACUACCGUCAAGAAACAACUCAAUAAGCAGCUCGAAUCGCCAACAAUAGCCAAUUCCCAGCAGGGCGCCAGCAACAAACCACUAGCACUGCUAAAUAUAAGAAGGGGUGAAGCGAUUGUACACGGAGUCAUCGAAAAUUCAAACGAGAAAGCAAGCGAUAUGCUAGACCAGGAACUGGAGAUCGCGCUAGCCACUGACAUCAAUGUCGCAUGUGCAAUGCUUGAGGCUAUAUCACGUAAUGACUUAACAGAGACGGAAGCGGCUUAUACACGUCUCGUCACUACAUAUUUCAACGUAUGUUUCGCUACGAAAGCACCCGAGCCACGAACAGUAGCAUUAGAAGCUCUUUCGACACUCAUAGACAGAAUUUUGAGCUCGUCUUCGGCUGAUAAAAUACUGACUAUUGUCCCGCCCGAGGAGAUAAUGCUGGCUCUAUGGGCGGAUCUUCACCAUGACUAUAUUAACCCAGCCCUUGCAGACGCUAUCAUACGUAUCAGCGGGCCACUCCUCGCUAUCUCUCUUAUUAGGGCUGAUCAACACAUUGAUGAAAGCUUUGCGCAACGGCUAGCCAGCUGGGCAGCUCUGGUGAGCGACGCUGGGAUGGCAUACAGAACUUUCGAUACUCGUAUAGCUGCCGUUGCAGCUAUCAACUCCUUAUCUUAUAUCGUGAGAUUUUCUAAAGAAGACCCUGAGACGAAUGUCUCCGGAAUGUCUCCUGCUCACUUACCUUGGAUUCUGGCACUUUACGACGCGCUCACAGAUGAUGAUGUAGAGGUCCGGGAAGCUGCCGCCGAAGCCGCCAGCCCACUUCUGGGUUCGCCGCUCGUGCCAGCUGAGGCCGGCGCCCGACUCUUGCGCUGGCUUGCCGAGCACUUUGGACAUGAGCCUGACUUCUUGAUGCACGUCGCAGGGCGUAUGGUGGGACAUAACUUCGGCUGUACAUCUUUCGUCACUCCGCGCGCUCCAACAGGGAGCUCAACUGAGGUUAAUGGCGUCAGCUGGGUAUCGGCAAAAGAGCAGCUCACAGAGGCGAUGCGGUUCGACGACGCGUUGUUUGUCAUCGAGGAGCAUAACCAAUAUAUCGACGAGGUGCGAGAGGCAACAAGGUGGACUGAUGUGUUCUUAACGUCGAGUUCAUACGGAGCCAAGGAAGCCUUUAGUGAUGCAAGCAAAGCUCUCGGAGAAUGGACGCUCGAGAGUCUGCGCACACUGAUCGAAAUUGCUCAAUCUGAAUCCGCCGCAGGUGGCGAUGGGCCCUUAGGAUGGACAUCGAAACCCCAGGUGUUUGCGAUCUGCGCGCGGAUCUUGCUCUGUGCUUCUGCGCUUGCGAAAGUAAAAAACACACAAACUAAAGUCGAUGGCCAAGAGCCAAACGAGGGUCAGGGAGAUGAAGGGAAGCUAUACGAGAAUGUAGCAGAAGAACUCGACAGGUUCUGCCAGCUGGGCCGCAGUGAUCAGACAAGACUCCAUGGGUUACUGUUAAGUAUGUGCGAAAUAGGAGAAUACCGGUAGAAUAGAAUAAAAUUGUCAUCUGUUACUGUGAAAUUCAACUCUUGUGCUAAUCUGUGCCCUCGUGCGCGCCGUGAAUUAUCAAACUGCAGUUGGUUGGUUCGAACCAUUUUCUAUAUUUAAUCAUUUGCGGAUUUCAAGCAAUAUGUCUCGUGUUGUAUGUAGAUUUCAAGGGGGAACAUGCUAAUUGUUCCAUUUUUU
Molecule: messenger RNA, 5316 nt
Organism: Xylaria bambusicola
Lineage: Eukaryota; Fungi; Ascomycota; Sordariomycetes; Xylariales; Xylariaceae
Product: putative death-receptor fusion protein-domain-containing protein
Exons: 9
Coding region: 280-5118 (1612 amino acids)
Biological process (GO): tRNA methylation
Cellular component (GO): cytosol
Source: RefSeq, a predicted model, not a curated record